UGUUCGAGAACCGCAGACCAAAACCACAAAAACCAACAAUCAACAUGAAGUUCAUCAUUGUCUUUGUUGCCCUCUUCGCCCUGGCUGUCGCCGCUCCCCCUAGCAAAUCUGAGGAAGCAGUAGUCCUCCGCCUGGAAUCGGAUGUUGGACCCGAGAGCUUCAAAUACGGUUGGGAGACAAGCGAUGGUCAGUCCGCCGACGCAGAGGGACAGCUGAAGAACAUCGGCACUGAGGAGGAGGCCAUCUCCGUCAAGGGAUCCUACAGGUUCGUCGGUGAUGAUGGCGUCACCUACGAGGUCACCUACAUCGCUGAUGAGAACGGUUUCCAGCCCCAGGGCGCUCAUCUGCCCGUUGCCCCCGAGGCAUAAGUUGAGUUGCUUCCAACCUAAGCAGCUUUAAUGCCAUCGAGACCCUUGUUAAAAUCCCCAGCCCGAUUUUCCAAACCUUUACUUUAAAAGGAAAAGGAUCUAAGUCAAAAGCCCCAAAAUUUGUUGAAUAUUAAAGAAAAAUGAGUACAUAAA
Drosophila subobscura is the source of this 521-nucleotide messenger RNA. Its product is annotated as larval cuticle protein 65Ag1-like. Lineage: Eukaryota; Metazoa; Arthropoda; Insecta; Diptera; Drosophilidae. Gene Ontology annotation, cellular component: chitin-based extracellular matrix. The record is from RefSeq and is a predicted model, not a curated record. Bases 45 to 368 code for a protein of 107 amino acids. Gene Ontology annotation, molecular function: structural constituent of chitin-based larval cuticle. The transcript has 2 exons.